AUGAUCCACCAUGCCCGUACAAACGCCAACGCCUGUCAAGGGCACACCUCGUCGGUCUCUAUCGAUUGAGUUCAGAGAGUCGCCCUUACGAUCAGCUUCGAGGGCAAAGCCAACGACAUCAAGGGACCAUCACUCAACCGACACAACCCCCGAACUGCCUACCCGUCGCUCUCGGGCUGCUCACUGGAGAUCACAAUCAACUCAAGAAGAUCGAAUUGACCCGAUUGAGUUACGCAAGAAGCUCAGACUCCUCUUGGUCGACAAAUUUGGCGAGGACUUCGUCCCCCGGCCGGUGCAAAUCGAAGCUCUCGCGGGACUUUCUCAGCUCGAGCGGUUCAAGACUCGAAAUCAGUAUGACGCUGUAUUCGUCAUUGCUCCAACGGGUUCAGGGAAGAGCUUGAUAUUUCAACAAGCCAUGUAGUUGGUUUACGGACGCCGGGCUGUGACCAUAGUUGUCAGUCCUCUGACUGCGCUGAGCCAACAUCACGUAGGUUUUAUUCGGUUGGCCGUUGAGGCGACGCGGGUGCUGAGUCCCACGGUCUUGAUACCUUUACAGGCCGACAAUCUCAAUCAAGAGCGAAAGAAAGCGACUGCCAUAUGCAAGGAAACAUGGGGUGACGGAGAGCUGUACCAGCAGUUGAGCGAUCCCUCCCAUAAUGUCUCAUUCAUCUUCAUCGUACGUGUCCAUUCAAUCCGCCGCAGGUUUUUGCAUGCUCACAACCCCCGUACUGAUAGCUUGCUACUAAAAAUCUCCGACAGUCUCCAGAGAUGCACAAUGGAGACAAGCACUGGGCUGAGCUGAUAUCGAAGGACUCGUUCCGAGAACGAGUCAAGCUGCUUGCCUAUGACGAGGCAAUCAAGAUCGCCGAGUGA
This is a messenger RNA of Microbotryum saponariae, 873 nucleotides long. The record is from the annotation of a GenBank genome assembly. Lineage: Eukaryota; Fungi; Basidiomycota; Microbotryomycetes; Microbotryales; Microbotryaceae.